Messenger RNA from Didymosphaeria variabile, 228 nucleotides. RefSeq lists its product as uncharacterized. NCBI's taxonomy places the organism in Eukaryota, Fungi, Ascomycota, Dothideomycetes, Pleosporales, Didymosphaeriaceae. The transcript has 2 exons. The record is from RefSeq and is a predicted model, not a curated record. Bases 1 to 228 code for a protein of 75 amino acids.
AUGUGCUUCUUGAACAAGCCCGCGCGCAAAGUAAAAGUGAAGAAGCGCCGCAGUCAGGAUGGCUCUGGCAAGCUGUACACCGCUUUCGUGGUGGCUGGAGAAGGUGCAGAAGAACGCGUGCUCAUCAUGGACCGGAACCUUUACAGUAGCGAGGAAGAGGCUGUUCGGCGGCUAAGCGUCAUGCUAGUCGAGGAGUGGCGCGAGAAGCAGGGUAUGAAUUUCUUCUAA